AUGGCCCUGCAGAGCCCCGAGUCUGGAGGAGAGAAGGGGCCCUGGGAGGCGGAGGAGAAGGAGCCGGUGAGCAGCCCCGAGCCCGAGCUCACAGUGAGCACCCGCGGCCCCGGCUCCGGCCCCGGCCCGGGCUUCCAGCCCCCCGAGGGGGGCUACGGCUGGCUCGUGGUGUUCGCCGCCACCUGGUGCAACGGCUCCAUCUUCGGCAUCCAGAACUCCUUCGGGAUCAUCUACACACUGCUGCUGGAGGAAGAGAAAGGGGAGAAAAGCCAGCAAGAGUUUAAGGCAGCAUGGGUUGGAGCCCUGGCUAUGGGAAUGAUCUUCUUGUGUUCCCCCAUCGUGAGCAUCUUCACCGACCGGAUGGGCUGCAGAAUCCCAGCGACAGCCGGGGCAGCUGUUGCCUUCAUCGGCCUCCUCACCAGUUCCUUCACCAACUCCCUGGAGGCUCGCUUCUUCACCUACGGCAUCCUGUUUGGCUGUGGGAGUUCCUUUGCUUUCCAGCCUUCUCUGGUCAUCCUGGGCCACUACUUCCAGCGGCGCCUGGGCCUGGCCAAUGGGGUGGUAGCUGCUGCCAGCAGCCUCUUCUCCAUGUCCUUCCCUUUCCUGAUGAAGAUGCUGGGGGAAAAGAUCAAGCUGGCACACACCUUCCGGGUGCUCAGCAUCUUCAUGCUAAUCCUCAUGUUCCUCUCACUGACCUACCGGCCCCUCUUGCCUACCACUCACAACUCCCGGGCCAAGCUGGGCCGGAGCCUCUGCCAGCAGUGCAUGGGCCACUUGACCAACUACUGCAACAUGAGGGUCUUCUAUCACAGGACCUAUCGCAUCUGGGCAUUUGGCAUCGCCACCGCCGCUCUGGGCUAUUUCAUCCCCUACGUGCAUUUGAUGAAGUACGUGGACAAGCAGUUCACCGGGGAGAAGAGGAUCGAGGACACCUGGGUCCUCUUGGUGUGUAUCGGGGCCACCUCAGGCAUUGGACGCUUGGUGUCUGGCCGGAUCAGUGACUCCAUUCCUGGCCUAAAGAAGAUCUACCUACAGGUCAUCGCCUUUAUGCUCCUGGGCCUCAUGUGCAUGAUGAUCCCUCUGUGCAAGGGAUUUGGCGGCCUCAUCGUCGUCUGCCUCUUCCUUGGCCUGUGUGACGGCUUCUUCACCACCAUCAUGGCUCCCGUUGCCUUUGAACUCGUUGGGCCCAUGCAGGCAUCUCAGGCCAUUGGCUACCUACUAGGCAUGAUGGCACUGCCCAUGACUGCCGGGCCCCCCAUAGCAGGGCUCCUCCACAACUGUUUUGAGAACUACCAUGUGGCCUUCUACUUUGCCGGCGUGCCCCCCAUGAUUGGAGGCAUCAUCCUCUUCUUUGUGCCACUGUUCCACCGGAAAACGCCCAAUAAGCAGGAGAUGGACUCCAGCAAGGACAAGAUGCUGGCCUCGGACACCAUCAUGAACGGAGAGCUGCUGCCCGGGGUCCCUGCCACAGAGGCUCACAUCUAACACCCUGCCCCUCCCCCGCCCCGUGCCUGCCUUCCCCUGGCAUUCCCCCUCUGGCCUCCAGCACCUCUCCCUCAGCCCAGCCCCGGGCAUUUCCUGCACCCUCUCGGGUGCUCUGUGGUCAUUAGCCAAGUGGCUUUUCUUUUGCCUUUUGGAUUUUCUCAUCUCCCAGUGAAGUCGGAGAGGUAUGUUAACAUCCUGGCCCUGGCCUGGAGGCCACUGGUGGAAGCCAACUUCUCGUAGUGGUCCCUCUGGUCCCAGGAGCCUUUGGGGCAGAUCCAGGCCCCCGGGUGCUGACAGGUUAGUCACCCACAUGGUCCAUCGAUCUUUGGGAAUAGUGGGGAAGGAACAAAUUCAGAUGUCAUUGAACACUAGAGUACCCCACGACUCUCCUCGAGCUAUCGGGAGCCCCUUCCUAGUGGCUCUGAGCACAGCAGCGGGAGGCUUUGACGGUUGGCCCUUGGAGGCAGUUGCUUCUUUCUUCUCCUGUUACUCCGCUUCUUCCCCUCCCUUCUUCCUUUGUUUCUUCUUGUUACAGGGUGCUGGGACAGAGGAGUGAUCCAGCCAACUGACAAGUGUCUAUUAAGUGCCAGGAACUGUUCUAGGUGCUAGGCCAUGCCCUUCCAAAUACGGGGUGAUCCAUCCCACUCCAUCCCAUCCCACCAGCACCAAAUCCACUCAGUGACAUACAUGGCUCUGUGUGGACCAAGAUCAGUCACAAUAGAGGCUGAUCCCUUCUUAUGUUUUCCCCACACGCAGAACAAGGGGGCAUUGGACUUUCUUGUAUCUCUGAGGUUUCACCUGAUUCGAAAUCUUUGAAUUCCACAAACCACAUUUUCCUGGGGUGAGGAUGGGACAGGUAGAGCUUCUACUCUUUGACUGUUGAUCCUCAUGGAUCCUCUGGAUGCCAGGGUCUGAGUUGGCUGGGGAAGAAAAGGCUGUCCUCCAGGAACACCUCCUCUGCCUCGCAUCUCAAGCCCAGCAAUCCUUGGGCCCACUGGGAGCUCUGUCACCUGCUGCCACCAAUGGUGCUCGGCAAGUGGCAGGAGCCUGGCUGUUCCAAACCUUUUAACAUUGGCCUGCACGGGGCGAAUGCAGGCCUAGGCCUCUGCUGUCCUCAUUCAGAAACCUCUGGCCAGUGCUGUGGUCAUCCCUCCCUUCAUCCCUCCCUUCAUCCCUAGGCUGGACCCCUUCCAUAAACAUGUAGCAGAGGGGGAGAUCCAGAGUUAAUUCAGACCAUUACCAAGGAGACAACUGACCUUCUCCAAUCUAGACUGACCUCAGAAACCUUGCCCCAGGUCCUCGUGCCUCCCUUCUCUAGUUACUACAAGAAGCCCUGUGUACAUAACUCUUUGCUCAGAGCUAAGUCCUGCACCAACUCCAUUAAGAAUAUAAAAUCCAAGCCCCCGGUUGGUCGUCAACUAAUCUCAUCUUGGUGAAGUCCCUCCCCCUCUCUGAGGCUCAAUUUCCUCUCGUGAAAGUAUUUGUCAGCUCUGUCUAGAAACCUAUCUCUGACUCUGUAAUGACAAGUCAGCAUUAUGGGGAAAGGGCUGCCCCUGGGCCCGGGCCUAGAGCUGUACCCCAGUCAUCUGUAGGGAAUGUCUAGAACUAAAGGAGGUGGGUGGAAGGGUUUCAUAAGACAACAGAGAACCAUUCUUUCUUCCUGCCCCUUAAGUAGUUUAGGGGCAAAUUCAUUUGCCUCCAUCCUGACCCCACUGCCACACUGGAGCUUUCUGGGUGCCUCUGUUUAGGCGGUGGAAGGAGGGAGCUGGCAUUUCCCCAGCAGUGAGGGGCGCCCAGGCGAGAGUCUGACCCUAACUAAUGCAGGCACAAAAGCUGCCAGGAAUAGCCAGCCCUGGCCUCGGCCUCUCUCUGUGAAGCAGAUGCCAGCUUCUUGCCCCUGCCCAGGCCCUGGGCAGCAGGCCUGCUGAAUACUGCCCCAAAUGCCCCUGGGCUGAGAACAAAGGGAACCAUCAGAGCCACUUGAAGACUUGCUCAUUAGGCUUGGAACAGCCACCCUAGGGCCCCUUCCCGGCCUCUCUCCACUUGGGCCUCUGGCCUCUGGCUUUGUGUCUUAAUGUGUGCAUCCCUGAGUCCCCACACUGGCUGGUGCUCUGGAGCAUCAUUAGUGUGGCAGUGAAUGAGGGCCCCUGGGGCCUUUGCCCCUUCUGCCCUCUGGGCCAUGAGGGCAGGGAAGGGCCUUGGGGGCCCCUACAGAUUUCCUCCUGGACCCUGGCUUGUCUGAAACAAAACCACUCAACCAAACAUGGGAAAGAGACAAUCCCACGCUGAAGUGGUUUUCCAAACCACGAAGUUUUACUUUACAAACUGGCAGCCAGGAGAGCGUUGGCCAGGACAAGGGUUGGCGCCUACCUUCUUCCCAGUCCAGGGCCCUCAGCCCCUUUGGCUAGGUACACCCCCCCCCCCGUCUCCCCGCCCCUUUUCCGGCAGCCUGAUAUCAUGGAAAGAACACUGGAUUUGAAGUCCAAAAAGCUGCCGUUGAAUCCCAGCUUUGUCACUGUGUGACCUUGAGAG
Molecule: messenger RNA, 4017 nt
Organism: Vombatus ursinus (common wombat)
Lineage: Eukaryota; Metazoa; Chordata; Mammalia; Diprotodontia; Vombatidae
Gene: SLC16A2
Product: solute carrier family 16 member 2
Exons: 6
Coding region: 1-1485 (494 amino acids)
Biological process (GO): transmembrane transport
Molecular function (GO): thyroid hormone transmembrane transporter activity; monocarboxylic acid transmembrane transporter activity
Source: RefSeq, a predicted model, not a curated record